AUGGCCAGGAUAUCGCCUAGAUUGAUCAAAGAUGCUUACUCGAUAUCUCCAUUGCUCCCAUACUUCCUCAGAGCAAAUCCCAACAUCUCUUUGGCAAAGCAAGAGUUGAAAUGGGUCCAGGAAGAACUCCCUCAGUCAGAAUGGAGGAAAGCUGCGCGAUCCAGACAUAACUUGUACCCACUCCAAUAUAUACUCGGGUCUCAGCCCUUUGGAUCGUUGGAUAUAAUAUGCAAGGAAAAGGUACUUAUACCGAGACCGGAGACUGAAGAAUGGGUACUUCGGCUUUGCAGUGUUCUCAAGGAAUCUGCUCAAAAUUUAUCAAUUGUAGAUGCUUGUACUGGCACAGGAUGCAUAGCACUACUCGCCAAACAUGAAUUGAAGGAUUCAGCAAAAGUUGCGGCAUUCGAUAUUUCUACAGAUGCAUACCAGUUGUCUAUGUUGAACCGAGAUGCUCACAAACUAGACGUUAACAUCGUGAAAGCUGAUUUGUCCGAACCAGCACAGUUGAUGCACAUAUGCAGCCUGUUUGACCUUAUUUUAUCGAACCCCCCAUAUAUCCCUCUCAGUGACUACAAGUUACCGGUAACAUUAAACGGAAUAGAGAAAUCUGUUCGUAAGUUCGAACCAAAGCUGGCACUCGUAGGAGAAAUGGAGUUUUAUGAUCUACUUGUACAAAACUUGGUUCGACCAUUUGGCGCUAGUGGAUUCGUAUUUGAAUUAGGCUAUAGAGAACAGGCAGAAUUCAUAAGGAAGCAGUUUUGCGAAGAGGAAUGGGGGUCUGGCAUAUUGAAAGAUUAUUCGGGUAACGUCCGGUGCUCCAUUGGUUGGAAGAGGGGCUCGAACUUAGAUAUUUUGGAACGGCUAUGUGAUGAAGUAUUGUAG
This is a messenger RNA of Dujonia railenensis, 882 nucleotides long. Lineage: Eukaryota; Fungi; Ascomycota; Pichiomycetes; Serinales; Debaryomycetaceae. The record is from the annotation of a GenBank genome assembly.